ACUGCACCGACAUAUUGUGUAAGCGCGUCGCAGAGGAUAAAUACCCAACACACCCACGAUUUUCUUGAUUAUCGUUAUUCGCUCUCUUUGCGAACGCAUUAAGCAACCAAAGCAGUGAGAGAGAUUAUCAGCGUGACCUUCUUCUUCACCAAGAGAGCGAUUUCGAAACACAAAGUCCCUCUCCUACCUCUUCUAGAUCUGACUCCGUCGUAGAUCUCCAUACCUGGAUCUGUCUCAGGAAGGGACAAUGUUUGGUGUGUACCGAGUUUUCGUGUUGCUGGUGUUUGUUAGUCAGCUUUGCAAUGGGUUUUACUUACCAGGGAGUUAUAUGCACACAUAUUCAGAUGGAGACUCUAUCUUUGCUAAAGUCAAUUCUUUGACGUCUAUUGAAACUGAGCUUCCUUUCAGUUACUAUAGUCUUCCUUACUGCAAACCACUUGAGGGUAUCAAGAAAAGUGCUGAGAAUCUUGGGGAGCUUCUCAUGGGGGAUCAGAUUGAUAACUCUGCUUAUAGGUUUCGGAUGAGGACGAACGAGUCGCUCUACCUAUGCACCACCAGUCCUCUCAAUGAGCAUGAGGUCAAGCUCUUGAAACAGAGAACCCGUGAGUUGUAUCAAGUGAAUAUGAUUCUGGAUAACUUGCCUGCUUUGAGAUUCGCUAAGCAAAAUGGGGUUACUAUCCAGUGGACUGGAUAUCCUGUUGGGUAUUCGCCACCAAACAGCAAUGAUGAUUACAUCAUUAAUCACCUCAAGUUUAAGGUCUUGGUUCAUGAAUAUGAAGGCAAUGUCAUGGAGGUGAUUGGUACCGGUGAAGAAGGUAUGGGUGUGAUCUCUGAAGCUGAUAAAAAGAAGGCACUGGGCUAUGAGAUUGUUGGAUUUGAGGUUGUUCCCUGCAGUGUUAAGUAUGAUCCUGUAAAAAUGACGAAACUUCACAUGUAUGACCCUGUUCCUUCAGUUAACUGUCCCUUGGAGCUUGACAAAGCUCAGAUUAUAAAAGAACAUGAAAGAAUAACCUUCACUUAUGAAGUCGAAUUUGUUAAGAGUGAGACAAGAUGGCCAUCCAGAUGGGAUGCCUAUUUGAAAAUGGAAGGUGCUCGUGUUCAUUGGUUCUCUAUUCUGAACUCUCUUAUGGUGAUCUUCUUUCUCGCCGGUAUAGUUUUCGUCAUAUUCCUAAGGACAGUGAGAAGGGAUUUGACAAAGUAUGAGGAACUGGACAAGGAAGCACAGGCACAGAUGAAUGAGGAGCUCUCUGGAUGGAAACUUGUUGUUGGAGAUGUGUUCAGAGAACCAGAAAUGUCAAAGCUUCUAUGCAUUAUGGUGGGAGAUGGGGUUCGGAUUACAGGAAUGGCUGUUGUCACGAUUGUUUUUGCAGCACUUGGAUUCAUGUCGCCUGCUUCAAGAGGAAUGUUACUAACCGGGAUGAUUAUUCUCUAUCUUUUCUUGGGUAUUGCUGCUGGGUACGCUGGUGUUCGGCUCUGGAGAACCGUCAAGGGAACUUCAGAAGGAUGGAGAUCGCUUUCUUGGUCCAUCGCAUGCUUCUUCCCGGGUAUUGCUUUUGUUAUACUAACAGUGUUGAACUUCCUUCUCUGGAGCAGCAACAGCACUGGAGCCAUCCCAAUCUCAUUGUACUUUGAGCUCCUGGCUCUCUGGUUCUGCAUCUCGGUUCCUCUCACCCUGUUUGGAGGAUUCCUAGGCACACGAGCAGAAGCAAUUCAGUUUCCAGUGAGAACCAACCAGAUUCCAAGGGAAAUCCCAGAACGGAAAUACCCGUCAUGGCUUCUAGUCCUUGGAGCAGGAACACUUCCGUUUGGAACACUGUUCAUAGAACUGUUCUUCAUCUUCUCCAGCAUAUGGUUAGGGAGAUUCUACUACGUAUUUGGGUUCUUACUCAUCGUUCUGCUUCUUUUGGUAGUCGUGUGUGCAGAAGUAUCAGUGGUCUUGACCUAUAUGCACCUCUGCGUUGAAGAUUGGAGGUGGUGGUGGAAAGCCUUCUAUGCAUCUGGUUCAGUCGCAUUGUACGUUUUCGCUUACUCCAUCAACUAUUUGGUAUUCGAUCUACAAAGUCUGAGCGGACCUGUCUCAGCUAUGCUUUACAUUGGCUACUCUCUGCUUAUGGCAAUUGCAAUCAUGCUCGCCACGGGAACCAUUGGCUUCCUCACCUCCUUUUACUUCGUCCACUAUCUCUUUUCCUCUGUCAAAAUCGAUUGAUACCUUGACGACAAAAUCUCAGCCGUUGAUCUCUGCUUUUCUAAAGCAAUUUCAGGUGUUGUUAUUUUUUUGUCAGUACUAGACUUGUAGAGU
Messenger RNA from Arabidopsis arenosa, 2299 nucleotides. The record is from the annotation of a GenBank genome assembly. Lineage: Eukaryota; Viridiplantae; Streptophyta; Magnoliopsida; Brassicales; Brassicaceae.